This is a messenger RNA of Choloepus didactylus (southern two-toed sloth), 2083 nucleotides long. It is a transcript of the gene DCTD, whose product is annotated as dCMP deaminase. Gene Ontology annotation, cellular component: cytoplasm. Bases 216 to 752 code for a protein of 178 amino acids. Gene Ontology annotation, molecular function: zinc ion binding; dCMP deaminase activity. The record is from RefSeq and is a predicted model, not a curated record. Gene Ontology annotation, biological process: dUMP biosynthetic process; dTMP biosynthetic process. The transcript is spliced from 6 exons. Lineage: Eukaryota; Metazoa; Chordata; Mammalia; Pilosa; Megalonychidae.
CCUCCACAGCGCGCGGGGCCACCCGGACCGCCGCCAUCUUCCGGCGACGUGGCGGCCCCGCCUCCUCUCCCGACUUCCUUCCCCCUUGAGCGCGCGGGGCCGCCGCGGCGGGAGCGGCGGGAGCACCUGUGGGGACGAGCUCGAGGUUUUGGGCUCGCGGACUGGGACCGGAACCGGAACCGGAGCACCGGCGGGGGCAGCCGUGCGGACCCAGCAUGAGUGACGUUUCCUGCAAAAAAAGGGAUGGCUAUUUGGAAUGGCCAGAGUAUUUCAUGGCAGUGGCCUUCUUAUCAGCACAGAGAAGCAAAGAUCCAAAUUCCCAGGUUGGGGCCUGCAUCGUGAAUGCAGAAAACAAGAUUGUCGGGAUCGGGUACAAUGGGAUGCCAAAUGGGUGCAGCGACGACCUGUUGCCUUGGAGGAGGACUGCAGAGCAUAAGUUGGACACCAAAUACCCAUAUGUGUGCCAUGCCGAGCUGAAUGCCAUUAUGAACAAAAAUUCGGGCGAUGUAAAGGGCUGUACCAUGUACGUGGCCUUGUUCCCAUGCAAUGAAUGCGCUAAGCUCAUCAUCCAGGCAGGUAUAAAAGAAGUUAUUUUCAUGUCUGAUAAAUAUCAUGAUAGUGAUGAGACAACAGCUGCGCGGCUCAUGUUUAAUUUGGCCGGGGUCACGUUCAGGAAAUUCACACCGAAGUGCAGCAAGAUUGUCAUUGACUUUGAUUCAAUUAACAGCAGAACAAAUCAGAUGCUUCAGUGAGUUACAUCUCAUUAAAUCUCCAGAAGAUUGGGAUUAUCCUCUUCUAAGAAGCCAUUAAUGCCUUUCAUCUUGAAGUUACACGUAACUUUUUAAUAGCAAAAGACAUCUAAAGAAUUCAAAGCUUCAAAGCUUCCUUGCUGUCUGUCUCAUCACAUGGAAUCUACAUCUGUUUAAACGAUUGAUUUAUGGUUUGGCAUAAGGAACCUAUAGAUGGCCUGUCACACAGCGCUGGCAGGAGGGCCUUCCCCGCUCCCCCUUUUGUGUCCUGGCCCGCUGGGUGCUGGUGGCUCUGCAGAAGGGCGUCAGCUGCCUGUCAUCUGCUGCAUUUCGGCAGCCACUCUUCACUGCUCCAUGUGCUGGAAGGACAAAUAAAUAAUUGUUGUGUUCCUAGCGGGGAUGAGCAGACACACGGAUCUGAACAUCUGGCCCAAAUGAAGCAUAACAUGUAGUGCCCUUGGAAAAACAAAAACAGGGCCCAAAUGACAGCAGCAUUAAAGUAUUGCUGUAGAGGGUUGAAAGAAAACCAACCACCCACCCACCUCCCCCAGUAAACUAGGUAGGCCAGCCCAUGUGUCCUGACAGAUGACGAGCGUGGCUGAACCAGGGCCAUUUUCUGUGCCCCUGCUGUCCUGCCACGUACAGGGUGGUGCCACAUUGUCCCUUUGGGGGUGGGGACCCCGGUUGGUUUUGCUUCUUAAUUUUGGUCUGUGGUCACCCGCAAAUCUUAGAUUUAGUUUAUCUGAAUAGUGAGCUGUUCCUGCAGGAGACAGACCUGUCUUCCCUCACCCCCAAGGCCACGCCCUGCCCUGCUGGCAGCCAGCGGGGGUUGUGUGGACAGCAGAGGUGGACCCCCACCCCGCCCCCAGACCCUUCCUCUGUGUGGAAAUGCCUUGUCAUUGCUCCGAGCAUCAGCACCGUUCAUUUCCAAGGCUGCUCUACCACCGGAGAGCAAAUUAAUUCCUAUCCUGUAAGUGAAAUAUGGGGAAUUCAGCCCACCUGGAGGCAGUUUAUUGCAGACUUAUUGGUGACUGGAGCUCAUUUGUGCUCCUGGCACUGUGCCUUCAUCUGCACAAAUAUCCCCCUCCUAAUCGCUGGGAGUUGGUGAAUGUGUGGCUGUGCACCUUGUCUUUAAUUUCAUUUAAUUUUUAUUAAACAUGCUCUGUACCUUUGUUGAGAAAAUGGUUUCUUUAUCCUAAAGAUUAUUACCUUUUUAAAGUGUUCUCAUACUUGCAUGAGUUUUUAUUUUGUCUCUGAGGUUUUUGUACUCCAUAUUCCAGGGCAUUUUGUAAUUUGGCUCCUUACCAAUAUUAUUAAACUCUUAUUAAAAUGUA